Purpureocillium lilacinum is the source of this 1893-nucleotide messenger RNA. RefSeq lists its product as uncharacterized. Gene Ontology annotation, biological process: positive regulation of gene expression. The record is from RefSeq and is a predicted model, not a curated record. NCBI's taxonomy places the organism in Eukaryota, Fungi, Ascomycota, Sordariomycetes, Hypocreales, Ophiocordycipitaceae.
AUGACGGACAGCGGCGACAUAUCACCCGGCACAGUCAACGGUGUCUCUCAUGAGGCAUCUGCGACCAACGCGCCUCAACAGCCCACGACCAACGGCAACCUGCCAUUGCAAGACGAGGUGCGGGCCCAGCAGGACCAGGCCCAGCAAACCCCGGCUCAGCAGAACGGUCAGCAGAACGGAGCCCCCAAUGGCAAUGACGCCUCCCCGCAGAAGCCCGAAUCUCGUGCGACAGGCCUCAAGAAAACAGUCAAUCCUAUAAAGAAGGGCCCGCCUGGAGGUUUCGAUACGACGCCUCUCCCCGAUGCGCCGCCGGGCUACACAGUCCGAUUCUGCUUCCGAUGCGCUGCCAAUCUCCCCCCCGCCGACUUCAACACGGCCUCUUCGGAUCCCUUCUUGACGGCUACACUAAAGGCCGCGAACCCCAAGCGCCACAAGGAGGACCCUGAUCUCGUGCACCGGACGCGCACGCUGCGGCGGACGACGGAGCCGGAAUGGAACGACGAGUGGGUUGUCGCCAAUGUACCGCGCACGGGUUUCACGCUCAAGUGCCGUCUCUACGAUGAGGACUCCCCCGAUAGCGACGAUCGUCUCGGAAACGUCACGAUACGCGUGCCCCAAGUCUUCGAGCAGUGGGAGGGCCUGCCGCCGCCCGGAAAGGAAUUCGGAGCCAAGAAGCGCAUGAUCAGCAAGCGGGCGUUUCUGCUCAAGGGCCUUUCCAGCAUCCUUCAUUCAGGGACACACAUCACCCCGCGGCUCACCGUCAGCAUCGAGGUCCUUGGACGCUCGGAUCCGCCGCAUGCGCAAAUGUACACGCUGGGGCCCACGACCUGGAUCAAACAUUUCAGCCCCAUGAUUGGGCGCCUGACGGGUAUCAAGGUCAAUGCCAACGAGGAGGAGGACCAGAACGGAGCGUCAAGCCAGGCCUCCUCGGGCGAAGCCGAAGGCAAGGGCAAGGGCAAAGGGAAGGGGAAGGGGAAAAGCAAGAAAUAUGAUUUCCAAGCCAACGAAAUGCAGCUCCAAGGCCCAGUGCCGCCGUCGCUGUACCACCGCUACGUCCAGUUCCGCCCCGUCAUUGGCGCCAUGUUUGCGUCGACGGGCUUGCGCGGCAAGAUUCUCAACGCCGCACUGCACAAGCAGCAUAACCGCAUCUACAAUUUCGAUCGUUCGACCGAGUACGGGACGUUUGAGCCAUGCACGGAGAAUGCGGCGCUGCAGUUCCUCCGCAUGGCACACUUUGACGAAGGCGGCCGCGUCUUUACGUACGUGCUGACCCUCGACGGACUACUGCGUUUCACCGAGACGGGCAAGGAGUUUGGCAUCGAUCUGCUGAGCAAGCAUACCAUGCACUCCAACGUCGAGACGUAUAUCGCCUGCUCAGGCGAGUUCUUUAUCCGCCGGCUACAGCACGCGCACACCACGGAUAAUCCGGAUCCGCACGAGAAGACGCAUCCCACGGAAGAGCUCUCUGGCGGCCCACCCAAGUCCGAUCCGCCACCGAACCCGUCGUAUUACCAGCUCGUCAUUGACAAUGAUUCGGGCACGUAUCGCCCUGACAAGUCGAUCCUGCCCGAUCUCAAAGCAUUCCUGCACAGAAAUUUUCCCGGGCUUGGCGUCGUGGCAAUGCACUGGGAAGAGGAGAAGCUGCAAAAGAUGAAGGAGGCGCAGCGCAAUGUCAAGAAGAAGGAAGGCCGCAUGAUCAAUGUGGUCAUGAACAGCAGCAUGAGCAGCCUCAGCUCGGCGGAAAGCGAUCUCGACGCGCGAGACACGGGCUGGGAGCAAGGAAAGAAGAGCAAAAGGGAGGCGGCGCUGGAAGCCGUCGAGGAUCCCUCAAAGCUCAAGGACGUGUUUGGGCAGGUAUCCCACCACAAGCACGGGGAGAGCAGCAAGGCCUGA